AUGGCGCAGGAUCAAGCUCAGUGCCGUUGCUCGGAACUAGAGCUUCGGAUCAACGUUCUUGAAUCGGCGCUGCAGGACAUUCAAACCAAAUUGACUGGAUUGAUUACCGCGACAAGCGAAACCGCGAAAACCGAGGAAGAGGCGACAGAGGGCGAGACAGCGGUCACACAAGAAACCAGCACUGCCACGACUGAAGGAGAAGCUACGACGACGACAGACCCAGAAGCUCCCGCGAAGCCGGUGCACUUUGUCCAGGUUACAUACGACGACAAUGACGUGCGCGUAGAGAAAGAUGUCGAGGAGGAUGCCGCGACCAAGUCCGACUCUGCCGUGCUCAAGACCAACGGCCGCAAGAUGGUCGUCAAAUUUGACGUAAAAUACAAGGAGACGACCGUCUAUCUCGAGGACCCCGCGCUGCAGGCCCUCAUCAAUGUCGCCACCCGCCAUCUGCGUCCGACGACGGAGGAUGUCUUGGAGUACCUGGGGAGCCCGUUCUGCGAUUUCCUCUACUGCUGGGAUCAGCUUAGUGAUAUCGCCAACCUGAAUGCCGACUCUGCCAUUGUACGGGAGCUGCACGACAAGAUUUCCAAGACGACAGAGACCGAUCAUCCCUUUGGCAAUUACCUGAAGAACCUCUACCUCCUCAAGGACGAGGACAGGCUGCAAGAAACGGUUGCAUGUGUCAAGAAGCUCUUGAGCGUUGUGAAGGAAGCUCCCGUGAUGCAGCCCUACUUUCGCGGAGAAGAUAGCCCGUUCGGAGGGUCCCGCAAGGUUGCUUGGCCGUGGCUCUGGUCCGUGUUUGUGCCCGGCGACCUCGUCGUGUACCGGAACCCGGAAGACCAGACCCAGGAUCAAGUGAUGCUUGUACGAUGGGAGAAUCAGACGGAAUGUAUUCUCGACAUCGACGACUCGAGCAUAUACAAUGUGAAGUGCUGGGCUUAUGAUUGGGACCCGAUUGACCAUGUUUUCAAGCUUGUCGCCAUUGAUGUCCCCAUUGGUUAUUUCCAUUCCACCAAGUCCAUCACUAGUCUCUGCAUCUUCCCUCUGUCCUACUUGGAUCCUCAGGAGCGAGAGGAGCGUAUCAAGACUCUGACCGCCCGAGGAAGGAUCUUCCACGAUAUCUGCACGAAGCCGGAGAGGUUCAACUAUACAGGCCCGAUUCUUCCUAGCCCCCGAGUCUACCACGAUCCUUAUGACUCCCCACCCUUGAGAAAUGAGAACGCGCCGGUAGCAGGCAAGAAUGAAUCCGUCAUGGUAGACUUUGAGGCAUACCUCCAAUCCUGCCCGACACGAUUCUCUCGCAUCCCCAUCGGCGACCUGUCCAUCGCCAGCAUGCAGCCCUACAGCAGCGCCAUCAGCAAGGAAAACGACGCCCUGCAAAAGAACCAGCGCGCCCACUACCACUUGUGCAAGCCCGAAGACGAGGACAACAAGUGGGAGGAAGAGCAGUUCCUGCUCCUCCCCGGCCGCGUGGUAGGCUACCAGCUCAAGGCUAAGAGAUGGUGCGAGCUGCAAGUGGGCGGUCUAGAGAGGAUCCCGCCGGAGAAGCAGCAGAACGACUCGGCAUUCUCGCAGCUGCAGCUCGAGCGGAAGAGCAAGGAUCUGAUCAAGUCGCUGAUCGAGAGCCACAAGACGCGCGCGAGCCGCAGCAGCAGGCGGCAGAUCAUGGCCGACUUUAUCGAGAAUAAGGGUGAUGGCCUCAUCAUUCUGCUUCAUGGCGAGCCCGGCACCGGAAAGACGUUCACAGCCGAGAGUCUGGCCAAGGCGACGGGUCGGGCGCUGUACCCAAUCGGCCCAUCAGAUAUCGGAACGGACCCGCAGUACAUUGAGGGAAAGCUUGAGGAUCAUUUCCGCCUGGCUUCCAAGUGGAAUGCCAUUAUGCUUUUUGAUGAGGCGGACGUUUUCCUCGAGCAGCGUCGCGGCAACGACACCUCUCUCGAUCGCAACGCCGCCGUGUCAAUUCUUCUCCGCGUUCUCGAGUACUACGACGGCAUCCUGAUGCUCACCACCAACCGUAUCCGGGCCAUUGACAACGCCAUCAUCUCCCGCGUUACCCUCGCCGUGCUGUACCAAAAGAUUGACGAGAAGCGCAUCUUCAAGAGCUUCGUCAGCCAAAUCAAGGAUGAUUCGAACCGCAAGAAGCUUGAGAGGUGGCUCGAGGAGGACGAGUGGCAGGAUGACUUUAGCCGGUCGCCGCUGCUUGAUUUGAACGGAAGACAGAUUCGGAAUGUGCUCAUGGCCACGGCGAGCCUUGCGCAAGAUCGGCACGGAGGCAAGAUCCAGAUCUCUGAUUUGCAUAACAUUCUCCAAAUUGUUACGAGGUUCCAGAGGCAGUCUAAGCAGUGGCAGGAUGAGAGCACCAAACGAGCCGGUUUGCUGGAUGCCUAG
Messenger RNA from Parascedosporium putredinis, 2388 nucleotides. Lineage: Eukaryota; Fungi; Ascomycota; Sordariomycetes; Microascales; Microascaceae. The record is from the annotation of a GenBank genome assembly.